GCUGCCCCGAGGAGGUCGCCGGGCUCAGCUGCGCCGCCUCUGUCUCCAGCCGCGGAGCAGGCGAAGGCCCACGCCGCGUGCCGGCCACCGUCAUGUCCUCUGCGUCUCCCGUGGGGUCUUGGGCCCCGGCGGCCCCCAACGCCACGGCGGUGGCCAACAGCAGCGAGCCGGAGAAUCCCCUGUUCCAGCAGUUCGCCCGGCUGGACGAGGAGCUGCACGCCGCCUUCCCGGGGCUGUGGCUGGUGCUGAUGGCCGUGCACGGCGUCAUCUUCCUGGCGGGGCUGGUGCUCAACGGGCUGGCGCUGUACGUCUUCUGCUGCCGCACCCAGGCCAAGACGCCAUCGGUCAUCUACACCAUCAACCUGGUUGUGACCGACCUGCUGGUGGGGCUGUCCCUGCCCACGCGCUUCGCCGUCUUCUAUGGCACGCGCGGCUGCCUGCGAUGCGCCUUCCCGCACGUUUUCGGCUACUUCCUCAACAUGCACUGCUCCGUCCUCUUCCUCACCUGCAUCUGUGUGGACCGCUACCUGGCCAUCGUGCAGCCCGACGGCUCCCGCCGCUGGCGCCAGCCCGCCUGCGCCAGGGCCACGUGCGCCUUCGUGUGGCUGGCGGCGGGGGCCGUGACCCUGUCGGUGCUGGGCGUGGCGGCGGGCGGCAGGCCUUGCUGCCGCGUCCUCGCGCUCACCGUCCUGGAGUUCCUGCUGCCGCUGCUGGUCAUCAGCGUGUUCACGGGCCGCAUCGUGUGCGCCCUGUCGCGGCAGGGCCUGCUGCGCCAGGGCCGCCAGCGCCGCGUGCGGGCCAUGCAGCUGCUGCUCACCGUGCUCGUCAUCUUCCUCGUCUGCUUCACGCCCUUCCACGCCCGCCAGGUGGCCGUGGCACUGUGGCCGGAUGUGCCGCACCACGCCAGCCUCGUGGCCUACCACGUGGCCGUGACCCUCAGCAGCCUCAACAGCUGCAUGGACCCCAUCGUCUACUGCUUUGUCACCAGCGGCUUCCAGGCCACCGUCCGCGGCCUCUUCCGCCGGCAUGGAGCCGGGUACGAGCCCAAUAGCAGCAACAUGGUCAGCAUGCACAAGAGCUCCCGGGGCUCGGGCCACAACCACAUCCUCGGCGCCGGCCCCAGCGCCUUCACGCAGGACCUGGCCGACGGGCCUGGCGCUUAGUGGGCCAGUCGCCGC
Nyctereutes procyonoides (raccoon dog) is the source of this 1178-nucleotide messenger RNA. It is a transcript of the gene GPR20, whose product is annotated as G protein-coupled receptor 20. Gene Ontology annotation, molecular function: G protein-coupled receptor activity. Gene Ontology annotation, biological process: phospholipase C-activating G protein-coupled receptor signaling pathway; positive regulation of Rho protein signal transduction. Gene Ontology annotation, cellular component: membrane. Lineage: Eukaryota; Metazoa; Chordata; Mammalia; Carnivora; Canidae. Bases 93 to 1163 code for a protein of 356 amino acids. The transcript is spliced from 2 exons. The record is from RefSeq and is a predicted model, not a curated record.